GUGUCGUCGACGGUUUGUUAGUUCGCGUGACAGGCCCUGUCAAAGCCCCACGUCGGGAUGACACGAGUGCCAUUCUCGGCGCUUUAGCCACUGUUCUCUUUUUUUUUUCAUCCUCUCUCUAUCUCUCUCUCUCGCUGUAAGCUUUUGUUUUACCUCUUUCAUAAAUCCAUUAUCGCACUCAUCCCAUCAGCCGCGGGGCGAGUUGUUGGGAUGGUUCCGAGUAUAGUGCAGUACUCCGCAACGGCGGCGCAGGUGAAAUGGAUGUCGUAAAUAGCCGGGGUGAACAUUCUUCAUGUCCGAGUUGCCGCGGUGGUGAACAGGCACGUCAGCUGACGCGGAUUCCCGUCGAGGGGGGAAUAAUUAAAAGGGAAGCAAACGUUUUCCCCGAAUGGCUCUGGAAUUCUGAGUCGAAUUUCGGGGCCCUGAAGUUGAGCUUUUGUGCAUCACGCUGGGACCCGCAGGCUGUGACAGAAUGCGGCUGGGGGAAUCCUGCGAAUGUGUACAUCGACCGCCUGCCCAGGAGCGAGCCGCACGCCGUCGUUCGCCUUCGGGGAUCUCCGUGA
Messenger RNA from Notodromas monacha, 563 nucleotides. NCBI's taxonomy places the organism in Eukaryota, Metazoa, Arthropoda, Ostracoda, Podocopida, Cyprididae. The record is from the annotation of a GenBank genome assembly.